Messenger RNA from Callorhinchus milii (elephant shark), 1550 nucleotides. RefSeq names its product NEDD4 family-interacting protein 1. The record is from RefSeq and is a predicted model, not a curated record. Gene Ontology annotation, cellular component: perinuclear region of cytoplasm; endoplasmic reticulum; Golgi apparatus. Gene Ontology annotation, biological process: metal ion transport; ubiquitin-dependent protein catabolic process; vacuolar transport. The coding region runs from base 163 to 798 and encodes 211 amino acids. The transcript is spliced from 9 exons. Gene Ontology annotation, molecular function: WW domain binding. NCBI's taxonomy places the organism in Eukaryota, Metazoa, Chordata, Chondrichthyes, Chimaeriformes, Callorhinchidae.
AUCGGAAGGCCCAGAGGCAAUGGGAUCCGACGGACAACCCGAGCGAUCCGUUUUCCGUGGCCGCAAAGGAAAAUCUCACAGAGAGAGAGAGAAGACCGUUCCCCAAUAACAACAGUGACUGUGGCCGCUCCUCCCGCCCUGACACAGCCUCGAGACGAAGCCAUGGCGGAUCACAGCAACCGGUACCAGGCGUUGCAGAACGAGGAGGAGCCUGUAGAGGUGUCAGAGUCCGUUGCAGAAGCUGCUCCUCCACCAUACAGCAGCAUUGCUGCAGAUAGCGCAGCCUUCUUUGAUUACAAAGAGGAUUCUUCAUUUCCGAAGCCUCCCUCCUACAGUGUGGCCACCUCGCUGCCCACAUAUGAUGAGGCCGAGCGAACAAAGGUUGAAGCGACCUUGCCUCUGGUUUCUGGGCGGGAUGAUGACUUCUCUGGAAGGGAUGACUUUGAUGACGCAGACCAGCUCAGGAUAGGAAAUGACGGCAUCUUCAUGCUGACCUUUUUCAUGGCAUUCCUGUUCAAUUGGAUUGGCUUCUUCCUCUCCUUUUGUUUGACUACUUCAGCUGCGGGGCGGUAUGGGGCCAUCUCUGGAUUUGGUCUCUCGCUGAUCAAGUGGAUUCUCAUCGUCCGGUUCUCCACUUAUUUCCCUGGAUACUUUGAUGGUCAGUACUGGCUCUGGUGGGUUUUCCUGGUCCUGGGAUUCCUGCUGUUCCUCCGAGGAUUCAUUAAUUAUGCUAAGGUUCGAAAAAUGCCGGAUACUUUUGCUUCCCUGCCAAGGACCAGGGUCCUGUUUAUCUACUGAAGGUUUAAGAUGGUUUCCUGGAGAGAGAUUUCCUGCAUCUGUAGAUCGAACAGCCUCUUCAACUAGCAACUGACACCUGCAGGAAGUGGACUUCACAACCAGGACACCGAAACGAGAGACAGAGAGAGAGAGAGAGUGGGGAGGGGGUGGGUGGGUGGGUGGGAAGGAGGGAAUCACUGCUUUUAAAAAAAAAAGAGGAAAGUCGAGAUGAUGUUUCGUAUCUGUUUUUAGAUGUAAAAUUUUAAUAGUGAAUGCUGAAAAACUUGUAAUCAUUAACUGUUUGGUGGCUACCGUUGAAAGUGCUACUGCAAAACUGGUCUGUGAUGUACUUACUAACAACGCCUUAUUGUUUGUAGUCUUUAACUCGCAUGCACUUUGCCCUUGUAGCCCAGUAGGGGGCGCGAUUGCUUUAUUUUUCCCACCCCCCCCCCCCCCCCCCCCUCCUCCUCCUCCUCCUCCUCCCGGUUCUAUCAUCGGCGAAGUUUUAAAAGAAAUCCAUUAGUAAUAGAAACGAUGCUGGUCAUGAUAUGUUUAAGAUAAAAUGUGUUUCUUCGAGCCUUCAAUCUCUUUAAAGUGGUGAAGCUGAAGUAUAAUAAUUCGCAGAGCCGCUCGUCCGUAUUUUAAGAACACACCAACGCACUUUUUGUGCUCUCUGACAGGUUAUUGGACGGCACCUUCGGGUUUUAUUAUGUUCUAAAGUAUAUGACUGUAAAUAGAUCAAAACAUCUAAUAAAUGUGACUUCUAUAGCAAA